Belonocnema kinseyi is the source of this 2540-nucleotide messenger RNA. It is a transcript of the gene bora, whose product is annotated as protein aurora borealis. NCBI's taxonomy places the organism in Eukaryota, Metazoa, Arthropoda, Insecta, Hymenoptera, Cynipidae. The record is from RefSeq and is a predicted model, not a curated record. Gene Ontology annotation, molecular function: protein kinase binding. Bases 246 to 1847 code for a protein of 533 amino acids. Gene Ontology annotation, biological process: regulation of mitotic nuclear division; activation of protein kinase activity; regulation of mitotic spindle organization. The transcript has 7 exons. Gene Ontology annotation, cellular component: cytoplasm; nucleus.
UAGGGCAGGUCGUUGAAGUGGCCGUUUAUUUUUUACAUUUUGCGUAUUUAAAAAUACUACACUACCAAAGCUGCUAAUUAGUAAUUUGAAUGCCACUUCAUGGAAAUCAAUCACAAGAAAUAUUUCAACACAUGUUGAUCAGUUUUUUUGAGAAACGAAUCAUCUGUUUACGAUAUCUUAUUCUAUUUUCGAGGUUAUAAUCAGUCAUAAGCGUCGAUCUGAUAAAUUGGUGUCAGUUUAGUAUCAUGGAUUUGAGAGAUUCUCCCACAAUGGAGAAAAUGCAGUGGGUAACACCAAAUAAAAAUGAAAUGAUUUUCGACAACGCUUCGCUGAAGAGUCCCAUUUCAUUUACGACUCCUGUUAAGCAGGUUGGAAUGAGGCCGAGGCAAAUGACUUACCAAAAUAACUCCGGAUGCUUCGCAGUUUUACCUAGCCAUAUUACUCCACCUUCCGGAUUAACGAAAUUCGUAGCGAGAAAUCCUUUUGAAUCUGAUUUGACAAACAGACUGCAUUUGUCUGUCAUCAGCCCCACUGUAUUCACAAAGGUUGUAAGCCCUUCCCAAGGAUCUCCCGUAUUCAGUUGGAACAUAGAUGAAUUAGCUGUCAUUCAGCCAGCUAAAAUCGAAGAAUUUCCUAUUCAGCAACCCCAUUGCACAGAUCCAGAAAUCGAGAGGAAAGCGCAAGCUGCUAUAGACAGAUUUUUUCAAGAAAAUCAAAUAAUUCCGAGUCCUUGUGAUAAUAACGACAAAGAUAAUUUUAGAAAAGAGAAUAUGCAAACACCAGUUCGACAUUUUGACGAUAGUGUGUCUUCUAAAGAAUCCCAGACUUUAAAAAAAGAUUCUUGGACUCAAACGACUUUAUCUCUUCCUCCGAAUUUGCCUUCACAUGUAGAAGAAAUCCUGAAGCCGUACUUUACUUUUAAACAGGAACAAAAUGUGGAAAGCGAUGAGGCGAAUUGUAGUGGAAACAGCUCUCUGAGGAGAAAAUUAUUUGCUCAUGACGAUACGCACGAAGAUGAGCUGGAGUCGUCUUUCAAUAUGAGUUCGGUGCAAUUACGAGGCAUGGUUAAUUGCAGCCCAUUGCAAAGUGGAAUGUUUAACCAUGGGACACCUCUGAGGGGAAGUUCUGGAAAUUUGCAAAGGAACCAUGGAACGCCUUUAGCUUUUGAGAACAUGUCACCUUUAAAUAUGUCUCCCAUUAGCGAAGUUGCUGACGAGAUGUCGUGUCAAAGUAUCAAAUUUCGUACUCGAUCUGCAGCCCGAUUAGAUUUCACGACUGAUAUGAGCAUCGAAGUUUCCGUUAAGGAGGUCGACAGGACCGAGAAAAUUCGAAGCAGUCCUCCAGAUAACUGCUGGGCGGAAAUAGAGGAACCUCUGGAGGUCCUGAAAUCAAUUGAUGAGGAAGAAAAAAAUGAUACAGUAGAUAUGGCGAUGCAUUUCGAACUCCCCAAUUAUUUGAAGUCGGACGAGAAGGAAAAUCAACCUGUAAAUUUCAAUUCUGAAUCCCUCAAGCGACCAAAAUUUGCGAAUGAUUGGUGUAAAACUUUUUCUAGCGAAACUAGCACUUAUCAGCAGAAUUUUACACUUUCAGCCACGAAUGGUCAGCAGAGUGCUUUCAAUUUUGCUCAAGAUACUGGAUAUCAAACUUGUAGUAUAAAUAACACUGCCAACAAUACCGAGAGUUCCGCUGCGGUUUCGAUAAAAGAGAAACUUCACUGGGAUGAACAAUUGUUGCCUUCUGAAGACGACUUAAAACUGUCGGACUGGAAGAAAAACAUGAAGUACAUGUGUAGCUCUACUCCCUCGAAAUUUUUGAGGGAAGGAAUAAAGAGAAACACUAAUAUUUGAGCUUUUCAUUAAACUGAUGAAGAAACAGUUGCGAUUUGUACAAUUUGUGAAUACUCUUAAUUUUAGGAUGCAAGCAUCUCUUAUUUUAUAAAUCCACGUUAUUUUGAGACUGUUGUGAUAAUUAUUGAAUUUGAAUUCAAUAAUAUGGUCCAAACUACAGAAUCAAGAAGAUUCGUGUCAUUGAAUCGUCGCGCUUUGGAAAAAGUUAGGAUAAAUCAACAACUUUGAUAAAAUUGUUGAAACCCUAGGCAUUAGUAUCGAUGCAGAUUUUUGGUGAUAGAAAAAUUUGAAAUGUGAUAAUCCGCAUAAUGCAGAAUGAUGGAUCUCACCUAUAGGAAAUUGCGGAAAAGGCUGAAGUUUCAUUUAAAAAACUAAAAACUUCGAUAGUUUGUCGAACUUGUACACUGCCAUCGCGAGUCAUUUUUGUGUUACACAAUCUCGUAUUUGUCUCUGUAAUAUAAUAAUCUGUUAAAUCGUGAAUAAUUUUUCUCUGCGAACGUUCAAUUUUCUUUGAAAUUGAUCUGAAUUUCGCAGCUGAAAUUAUAUGUACUAAGUCAAUUUUGCAACUACUUGUCUACGUCGCUAGGAUUACACAGGCCGAUAAAAUUUGACAAAGUUCCGGAACCAGAGACCAGACCUAGUAUACCCGAAGGUUUUUGCUGCGCUGAAUCCGAAUCCGACCUCAGAAAAAUU